AUGAUAGGCGUAUCGCUUAUUGGGGUGUUGUCCGGCAGCGUGGCUGCUGGCGCCAUAUGUGACUCGUAUGAAAUGAUGGUACGGCGGCGGCGGCGCUGGGGCGAACAGGACGUUGCAGCAACGCGUACAUCCUUCCAGCGCACUGUAACCGAGCUUCAGGUGAAGCGUGCGGCGGCGAACGAUGUCGAGGCGGAGCUUGAAGCCGGCGGCGCACGUUCCUCGUGGUCUCGAUGGUGGUACCGCAGCCAGAAGGACCGCGAGCUCGCCGUGUUGCGGAGCGAGAUUAUGGGGCUCUCUGCCAUGGCUAAUGCGAUGCGUUCAGACCUGGAACAUCAGGAGGCCCAGGAGCGCCGCGUUCGGUACGCGCGAACCUGGCCUGGCUACGUUGUGCUCCUAGGGGGCUAUCUAUUCUCUGCGUACUGCCUGGCGCGCCUCGUGCAGUGUCUGCUCAAUCUGCUCAUCUUUGGAUACGAGCUGAAUUCUACGCGCGAUCUGGUCUCGACGUGCCUGGCCCAAAUAAUGCGGCUACUAGGCUUGCAGGUCGAUGUAGCGGCCUGGUCUCCCCGGAUCAGUUUCCUCAUGGUCGGUGGCCUGAUUGUUAUGCGCCUGCGAAAGAUCUUGGGGGGCCUUUCCUCUGCGAUCCAGUCGGUGUCUACGGGUAUUAGCACGCAGCUGCUCGUGCUGUUCACAGCGCAGGUCUUGUGCAUCUAUGUCCUCGCCGCUUUAAUCCAGCUACAUGCGGGCGCAAGCACUGCUACGGAUAAGAGUAUGCUGCUUUCUUCGCUCCCCGAGUUCCAGCGCGUAUUUGGACGUGUAUUUGACAUCGCAUUCCUAGCCUGCGCGAGUGCCACGGGCGCGGCCCGUUGGUAUGCUUGGCACGCCGAUGUAUCGCUGCAUCGGGGGUAG
Messenger RNA from Malassezia sympodialis ATCC 42132, 906 nucleotides. RefSeq lists its product as uncharacterized. The record is from RefSeq and is a predicted model, not a curated record. Gene Ontology annotation, cellular component: membrane. Lineage: Eukaryota; Fungi; Basidiomycota; Malasseziomycetes; Malasseziales; Malasseziaceae.